UCUUGCCAGCGCAACGCUCCCUCUCCACAACUAAGCAAGCGUUGUUGGUGUACGUCUAUGGUGCGUUUAGUGCACGCUCGUGACUACUCUCCACUCUCCACGUAACGCAAAUGACCGCGUCCACACGAAGAAGACUAGGAACUAGCCAAGCGACUUUCUUCUGUCUUCUACAUUCCGACAUGGAUGUUCAACAACUGUUUAAAAAUCUCAGGAAGGAAGCUGAAUGUCCCCUGUGCUUAGAAACAGUCAACGACCCCAAGACGCUGCCAUGUUUGCAUUCUUUCUGUUUGCACUGCCUCGAUAAACUGGGAACGUUCGCAAGAAGACAACUGCAACCGACGAUCAAAUGUCCGGUUUGUCUGACUCUCUUUCAAAUCCCGGAAGAAGACACGUUCCGUGGUCUUCCCACAUCAUUUCAUCUCAAUCGAUUGGUAGAUAUUCUCGCGCUGAAAGAUGGAAAGACCGAGGGUCAAAGAUGUGAUAGCUGUGAAGAGAACAGCGCGGUUACUUCAUAUUGUUUUAUUUGUCAGAGCUUUCUGUGCACAGCUUGUUUUGAGGCGCAUCAGCGAUUGAAGACUACAAGAGGUCACCGCAAUGUUUUGAUUGAGAAAUUGCAAGUGCAAGACGUCAAAGAGUUAAUUCAGCGACCGGUCAUGUGUACAGAGAAGUAUCAUCAAAACGAAGCACUGGAAUACUUUUGUCAAGAUUGCAAGGUGUGUAUUUGCAUGAAGUGCGGCUUUGUGAAUCACAAUCGUCACACCCUGGUGGAUAUUCAACAAGCGGCAGAAGAACGAAAGAUCCAGAUUACAGAGGUCAUAGACAAAGCAAAGGCCCAAGUCGCCGUCGUUGAAAGGAAAAUGAACCGACAAAUUGACGUGAUGAAGAGAACAACACACGAGUUGGUUACCACUGGAAAUAAAAUCACAGCAAUUGUGGACGAACUAGUGAGAGCUUUGAGGGAACAUGAAACUGCUAUGAAGACCUCGCUAGGUCAUAUUAAUGAAGCUCAACAGAGAGAUCACGCAACGCAACUAGAAAACUUUCAGUUAACCGUCUCCCAACUAAAAGGAUUUGUUGAAUGCGGAAAAGGCGUCUUACAAAGAAACAUCGCCUCUGAAAUCCUUCAAGCACAGCAAAAUGUCAUCAGUCGCUUUGAAGAACUUCUAGGCCCUUCAGAAACAAAGAUUUACAGCCCUUGUCACGUCAGUUAUGUUCCAAAUAAAGAGACGAAACAACUUGUGAAUGUUUUGAAAGUUUCGGGCCCGGGUCAAGUUGUUGCUAGUUUCACUGAUCCGUCGCGAUCGGUCGCAGAAUGGAAAGGCCGUAAAACUAUUUUAAAACCGGGUAACGAAACGAACUUUUCAAUUCUAACGAGAAGCUCAAACGGAAAUCAGUUUUACAAUGAAGAAGACCAAGUGACCGUGAAGAUCCGCUCUCCAACAGGAGAAAUCAAGGACAACAGGGUCACAGAUUUUAAAGACGGAAGUUACAACGUAUGCUACAAGCCAAAAUGUGUUGGCCAACAUAACGUGUCGAUUGAGUUAAACGGAAUACCACUGAAUGGUAGUCCCUGGAGAAUUCAGGUAACUCAGCAGAAGUAUCAACAUGUUUCAAAAGAGUUUAGCGGGCACGGAGAGUUUCGUUUUCCAUGUAGCAUUGCACAAAGUGAAAAGACUGGAAAUAUCGCUGUGGCUGAUUACGAUAACAAGAAAGUUUUGCUGUUUAAUUCCGGUUUGAAAUACCUUAGAACUGUAGUUGACAUGCGUCCAACGCGAAAACCAAGAUCUCUGGCAUUCACAAAGUUCCAUAACAUCAUUGUCGUUGAUGAAGCGUCACACGAGUCAAGUAAAAUUUCUGUAUUUACCGAGAAUGGAAAGCUCAUCAAACAUAUCAGUGAGCACUUGACUAACCCGUGCAGUGUGUCUGUUAUGAGUGAUGGAAACAUACUGGUAUGUGACUCGGGUGACAUAUCAAUCAAGGUCCUCUCCCCUGACGGGACCGAGUUGUUGCGGUCCUUCAGAAUAAGAAACUACGAUGCGUUCCCGUGGUUUGCUGUUUACCAUAAGGGAAAGUAUUUCGUGUCAUAUCGCAUGGCUGAUUGUGUGAAGGUGUUCAAUGAGGAAGGGGAGCCUCUAUAUGACAUCGGACAGUUCAACUGUCCUGCUGGCCUCGCCAUCGACAAGUUUGGCCAGUUGUUCGUGUGCGACUUUGAAGUCCUUGUAAGUCCGAGCAGUGGAGUCCGCAGUAAAGUACUAGUCUUAACAUUGGAUGGAGAAUUGGUUGACUGGUUCCUCGUAAACUUAAACAGUUGUUUUUGUUCCGUUGCUGUUACAUUAAAUGGUAAUGUCCUCGUUUCUGAUGUGAAAAAAGGCUCUAUUCAAGUUUUCCAACAAGCUUCGAAUGCUGAAUAAGAUUUCAGUUGAAUAAAUCGGUGAUGGUCGUACUCAUCUGGAAAGACGGAUAAUGCGUAUCAGACGUAAUCAGACGUCUAACAUUGUGUGUUAAACUGCGGACAUGAGUGUCGAGACUUUUUUUUGCAAAUGGAACGUUUUCUAAGAGAGAUCCGUACUUGCCAUUAAUGCUCUCUUCGUCAAUAGCCACCCCCUAACCCCCAAUCAAUGUUGAAACACUUUUUAUGGACCAUAUAACGUGGCUACAACAUUUCAAAGGGGAGAGAAGACAAAUUACACCUAAAGGGAGGUUUGAUUUCCGUCAUUGUCUGACCCACUUUUGUCCUUGAUUGUACGAGAUGCAUCAGCAAAACUUGUGUGGUGUUGACAAAAAAUGCUUUUGUGAGAUUGCUGGUCACAUAUUUUAAUGAGCUGAGUUGAGCAGACUGUUUUACGAGUCUCGUAUUCAACUAGACGAAUCGAGUCGUGCGUCCAAGAACAUAGGCGUACGGGCAAUUUUUUUCAGGGUGGGGGUGUUGAAUCACUUUCCCAAAAAAAUAACCCUGGUUGACCAAAUUUUUACAAAACAAUCGAGCACAAACAAUUUUUCAAAGGUCAUUGAAUGUUGUCUUUUAGAAACUUUUACUUUUCAACUCACUGAAGCUAUCUCUUAGCAAUUCAUGGCAUUUGGUUAAGAGGAGAAGGGGAAAAAUUGCGUGUUUGUGUCCUAUGAAAUUUCGACACGGUAGCAUGGUAGCACGGUAGCACGGUGCAGAAAAGACGUGAAUGAAAUUUCUGCAAUGCUCAGAGCGGGCUUUGAGAAUGAAGAAAAAUUCCAAAUGCGUACAAAAAUAAAGCUUUUGUCUCGGUGACAAUGUAAGACACAAAAAAAUGGGUAUUACGAAAAUACCGACUCGCACUUCGUUUCAGUGUUGCGUCUCACCUUGUUGUAUAAUAAUUACCAAUAUUGGUAUUCUCUGUUUUAGUGCCACUGUAAUUUCUCGAAUCAAAUUUGAAUGUUUUAAAAACCCUUUACACAAAUUUCUCGU
Orbicella faveolata is the source of this 3439-nucleotide messenger RNA. RefSeq names its product E3 ubiquitin-protein ligase TRIM45-like. The record is from RefSeq and is a predicted model, not a curated record. Lineage: Eukaryota; Metazoa; Cnidaria; Anthozoa; Scleractinia; Merulinidae. Gene Ontology annotation, molecular function: zinc ion binding; protein binding.